AUGUCAGAACUCAACUUCCUCCCAUUAAUCUCCGAUAGACUCACGACGGCGACGACGUCACCGUCAUUCUCCUCACAUUCUCUUCUUUCAUUCACCAAACGUCGAAGAAACCAAAACCAACCAGUUUAUUCCGUACGCAUGGAGCAGUCACGACCAAAGAAUCGGAAAGAUAAAGUCGUCGUUAUCUUAGGAGCAACCGGCGCCGGAAAAUCAAAACUUUCCGUCGAUCUCGCUACUCGUUUCCCUUCAGAGAUCAUAAACUCCGACAAAAUACAAGUCUACGAAGGAUUAGAGAUAACCACCAAUCAGAUUACAAUCCCUGACCGUCGCGGCGUUCCUCACCAUCUAAUCGGUUAUCUCCGUCACGAAGACGGCGAACUCACCGCCGGAGAUUUCCGUUUCGCCGCCUCCAACGCCGUCUCCGACUUAAUCUCCCGUAAAAAGCUUCCGAUUAUCGCCGGUGGAUCUAACUCGUUCGUACACGCACUCCUCGCCGAACACUUCGACAUAAAAAUCGAUCCUUUUUCUUCGUCGGAAUCAAUCUGCCGGAGUUUGCGUUACGACAGCUGUUUCAUCUGGGUAGAUGUGUCGGAGACUGUACUGUUCGAGUAUUUAGUGAAACGGGUCGAUGAGAUGAUGGAUUCGGGUAUGUUCGAGGAGCUUUCCAGGUUUUACGACCCGGUUAGAUCGAGUAUGACCCGGUUUGGGAUCCGGAAAGCGAUAGGUGUACCGGAGUUUGAAGAUUACUUUAGAGAGUAUCCACCGGAAAAGAAAGAGUGGGAUUUCGGGAGGAAAACGGCGUACGAUAAGACGGUGGAGGUUAUCAAAGAGAACACGUUGAGGUUAGCGAAGAGACAAGUAAAGAAGAUUGAGAAACUGAGAAACGCUGGUUGGGAGAUACAGAGAGUUGAUGCAACGACGUCGUUUAAAGAAGUGUUGAUGGGUUCGGGAGAAAGAAGAAGAAGAGAGAUUUGGGACAAGGAAGUGUUGGAGCCAAGCGUAAAGAUUGUGAAUCGAUUCUUGGUGAAAGAUUAG
Molecule: messenger RNA, 1035 nt
Organism: Arabis nemorensis
Lineage: Eukaryota; Viridiplantae; Streptophyta; Magnoliopsida; Brassicales; Brassicaceae
Source: the annotation of a GenBank genome assembly